Molecule: messenger RNA, 1152 nt
Organism: Sclerotinia sclerotiorum 1980 UF-70
Lineage: Eukaryota; Fungi; Ascomycota; Leotiomycetes; Helotiales; Sclerotiniaceae
Exons: 2
Coding region: 1-1152 (383 amino acids)
Cellular component (GO): mitochondrion
Molecular function (GO): proline dehydrogenase activity; FAD binding
Source: RefSeq, a predicted model, not a curated record
AUGAUAGUGAGGAAAUUAAUUUACGAUCAUUUUAUUGCUGGGGAAAAUGCCUCUCAAGUGAGAGCGAGUGUGGCUGCCAUGAAAAAGUUGGGCUUCAGUGGUGUUAUUUUGGGAUAUGCAAAGGAAGUUAAUGUUACGGGGGGAGAAGUUCAACGUGGGGAUGGGAUAUCUGUGAGCAAGGAAGUGGGGGAGAAAGCUAUUAGAGAAUGGAGGGAUGGUCUUAUGAGUACACUUUCGUUAUUACAACCUGGUGAUUUUCUAUCACUCAAAUUUUCCGGAGCUGGUCCUCUUGCUCUCCAUGCCCUUUCAAAUAAUCUUCCUCCACCACCUCUCGUCCAGGAGUCCAUGCAUCUCCUUCUCAAUACCGCUCGUUCACAAAAAGCCCGUAUCUGGCUCGAUGCAGAACAACAAGAUCUUCAACAUGGUAUUGAAAAAUGGACAAUAGAUCUCAUGCGUAUUUAUAAUACCGGUCCUAAGGCACUUCUAUACACUACCAUGCAAGCAUACCUAAAAGCUACACCCGCCAAUAUUCUCCACCAUUUACAGCUCGCUCAAGGAGAAAACUGGACUUUAGGCAUUAAAUUAGUGAGAGGUGCAUAUAUUGCUACAGAGAAAAGGGAUUUGAUUCAUGACACCAUCCAGGAUACACAUGCGGCAUAUAACAGUAUCGCCUCUAACCUAUUAGAAAAAUCCUACCCAGGUAUCACAACCAAUGAAAAAACAGCCUACCCACGCGCAGAACUAUUCCUAGCAACCCACAACGAAGAAAGUAUCAAACGGGCCUAUUCCAUCCAAAGCUCUCGAAUCCAUCAAAGAAAACAAACUAUAGAAUUAGCAUUCGGACAACUCCAAGGAAUGGCUGAUGAAAUUAGUUGUAGUUUAUUACAGUUGCGUCGAAAAGAGAAAUGGCACGAUUCGAAUGUAUCUCGGGAUGUGCAGAUGGCGUUGAAACCGAAGGCGUAUAAGUGUCUAGUGUGGGGUUCUACGCAGGAAUGUUUGCAGUUUUUGUUGAGGAGGGUUAGGGAGAAUGGGGAUGCGCUUGGGAGGACGGGGUACUGGGUGCGGGGGUUUAGGAGGGAGAUUUGGAGGAGGGUGAGGGGUGGAUGGGUGGCUGGGAAUGAAGUGCAGGGGGAAAGGAGGAGGGAAGCUUGA